ACACAGAAUUUACUGGGAACCAGUAUUUAGGGUUAGUUUAAUUUGUUCUCCAUGGUUUUUAUUCUCCAUUAAAAACAAAGCUCUGCGCUUCUGCAGAAUAAAGGCACUUCAUACAUAUAAGCAAGUUCAAAUCAGCUUUCCCCUCCUUCCCUUUUUUUGUGUGUACUGCUGUAAACAGAAGGAUAUACAGUUGAGGCAUGGAUAGCACACCCUAGCAAGCCAAAGUGCCCACUUCAGAGCUUCAAACUGUCUUACAGGCUUAAUAAAUACAAAGCACUGAAACAUCAGUGGGAUGGUUUUAAAGUAAAGCAUCUUAAUAAUAGAUGCAAAAUUACCAAAAUAUUUUCCUGUACAGCCUUCACGUAGGUUUUGCUUCAACCACCUCUUGAUUCAUGAGCAUCUCUGAAGGGCUGCAGGUUUCAGAAGCUUGUCCACGGCACACGCCACUGGACUGGGGAGUGGCACCACUUUCUCGGGGAUUUUGGAACAGCAGACAGGGCUGCAAAGCUCGGCAAUGAAUCACUUUUGGGUUGCCCUGUGUUUGUGGAGCAGUCAGUUUAGGGAACACAAGCGAUAUAAAAAAAGCUUGGACGUCAUCUCCUUUAUACGAAGUACAUCAACUGUAAGGGGCUUUUCUGAACCAGCGCGAUCUUUCAGCUGCUUUCCUAAUAACAGCAGCAAACCAGGCCUCAGAAGCUUUUCCGUGCGUUUUUCUUCCAGUCCGGAUGUUGAUCUUAUACCUAUUGAUGGUGACACUGAAGAUGACCUGGAAGUUGGAUCAGGAGCCACCAAUCAGACUGGAUCAUUCCUUCAUGAACAACGAAUGAUGUCAGUUCAAACAGCAAGAUACCUCACCAGCCCAUGGCUGACCCGUUUUGUUCCUUCAGUUUACACCCUAGUGCUCGUGCUGAGUCUCCCUCUGAACAUCACAGCGAUACUCGUGUUUCUGAAAAAGAUGAAAAUUGAGAAGCCAGCUGUAGUAUACAUGCUGAACUUGGCCCUUGCAGACGUUCUCUUUGUAAGCGUGCUUCCAUUUAAGAUCGUUUAUCACUUUUCUGGAAACGACUGGGUUUUUGGGCCUCAGAUGUGCCGUUUCAUCACUGCUGCCUUCUUCUGCAACAUGUACUGCUCAAUAAUGCUCAUGACGAGCAUCAGCUUCGACCGGUUCUUGGCAGUGGUGUACCCCAUUAAGUCCCUGGGGUGGCGUACACUGCCUCGUGCCUCACUGGUUUGUUUCAUCAUAUGGCUUGUAGCCAUAACCGGGGUUGUGCCUUUCCUCCUACGAGAGCAAACCAUGGAAAUACCCAGGUUAAAUAUAACUACUUGCCACGACGUGCUGAGGGAAUCCGAGCUUCACGGCUAUUACGUCCACUUCUUCUCUGUCUUCUCUUCUGUGUUUUUCAUAGUGCCAUUUAUAAUUUCUACUGUCUGUUAUGUGUGCAUCAUUCGCUGUCUUAGUUCUUCCACCAUUGUUGCAAAGCAAAACAAGAAGACACGUGCCUUGCUCUUGUGUGUGGCUGUUUUUUCUGUUUUCGUUAUUUGCUUUGGACCAACAAAUGUUCUCCUCUUAAUUCAUUAUAUCCAUUUUUCAUAUGACAACAGCUUGGAGUAUCUCUACUUUGCCUAUCUACUCUGUGUUUCUAUCAGCAGCGUUAGCUGCUGCAUUGACCCCUUUAUUUACUACUAUGCUUCUUCUCAGUAUCAGAGACAAUUUUUCAGCCUCUUCAAUUGUAAAAAGACUUUUGAUCCUAACAGUAGUAACAGCAGUGGCCAGUUGAUGUCUACCACUAGCAGCAGAAGGGCUACAUUGACUACUAAUGUGAAUAACAGUGUCUACAGGAAAUUACUAGCAAUGCAUUAACGUGUCUUUUAAUUGUUUAAUUUUUACACAUUUGCAGACAGAAAGAAGACUGUUAUAUCCAAGAAAUGCAAAACCUUAAACCAAGUUGUUGUAUGACACAUAGCUUUAUGGAUCCACUAUAGUAAUACAUAACUCAAAAUUCUGUAUGUGUGUGUGCAUAGAGAGAUAUAUAUAAAUAUAAAUAUAUGUAUAGUAUAUGUAAACAGGUUAAUGUAGAGGGGAUAAAUAAUUUCUUAAUAAUAGUUGUUGAGUGUUUUUCAAAUAAACUUUUUUCAUACAAAUCA
Molecule: messenger RNA, 2145 nt
Organism: Prinia subflava (tawny-flanked prinia)
Lineage: Eukaryota; Metazoa; Chordata; Aves; Passeriformes; Cisticolidae
Gene: F2R
Product: coagulation factor II thrombin receptor
Exons: 2
Coding region: 515-1861 (448 amino acids)
Biological process (GO): thrombin-activated receptor signaling pathway; positive regulation of blood coagulation; phospholipase C-activating G protein-coupled receptor signaling pathway
Cellular component (GO): plasma membrane
Molecular function (GO): thrombin-activated receptor activity
Source: RefSeq, a predicted model, not a curated record